UAGACUUUGUGACCACAACCAUAUACACCACUGAAGAGGAACAGCCUGUGAAUUUCUUGUGAUCUCAAGUGUAUUAAGGCUGGAACAUAAGCUAUAACAGUUGAAAUUUUGAAAGUUGCCUUAAAGUGAGUUAACAUUGCCUUAAAUGCACCAUUUUUGGUCAAAACAUCAAACUCGACAAUGUUAGGUGUUUGGUAAUAUUUUAUUUUGAGUGAUGAUGUCAUCCAGCCAAUCACGUGACUUGCAAAUCAAGAUUUCAAAAAAUUAUUCGCUGAUGGAUACGCUAUGAAAAAGAAAACAUUGCAUGUUUUUAUGUUCCUUUGAAACACGUUUGCACACUGAUGUCAUAAACAGCAAGAAAAGUUUAGCCCUUCGGUCACAAAUCAACAUUUUAAUUCACAGCAGGUCACGUGACUUAACAAAAUAUUUAAUAUUUUGUUAACGGCAGAGAAAAUUCUGGAUGCUAAAAUGCUAUCAUAUGACACACAUAAAGUCAACACUUAUUUAGUAAACACCUUUGUCCAAGCUGUUUUCCCCACUGGCCGAAAGGCAAAAAAACUAUUUUGUCAGGUGAUCUCUGAUGUGACGUCAUCACCAGCAAGCAAACAUUACGGAAAUGUUAAGGCGUCAACUUAAAUCAUCUUGCCAACAAGAAUGAAUCUAAGGCGAUGUUAACAAAGUUUAAGGCAAAAAGAAACCUAGGUCAAAACAAUUUGGAAACCUUGCAAAAUGAUGUCUUUAACUAUAAUUCAGAAUUGCAGGAAGUUAUUCUUAGCAGUAAUCCUCUUAUAUGCGACUGCCGACUCUACGGGGUGUACAACAUUUCUCAGCAUAUCAACGUCUUCAGUGGAACAUGUUUUAGUCCCCCUUCCCUGUCAAACAGGAAACUACAGUCCCUUAAACUUCAUGAAUUCUGUGGGGGAUGUGGUGGGCUGAAAGCCUCAGGCAAAACCACACGAGAUGGCGAAUACGGAGUGUACCUAAAGGCAAAGUGUGAGGGGUAUACGCGGAUCUACUGCCACGGAAUGAACACCGACUCUCCACAGGAGUUCAUAUCACUACUUAGUGGUUCGCAGCGAAACUACGCGUACAUUCACGAUUACAUGCAACCCGAGUGGAACAAGACCGAGUGUUCAUUGAUACCUGGAGGUAACUUGUACAAUCAAUCAGGGUUGACAAACUUUACCAAAGUUCGCGUCAUACUUGGGGCCAACGCGGUCUCCAUCAAAGCAGAUGAUUUCCAGUUUGCCACGAAGAUAGGCAAUAGUGUGAAUUACGGUGUAGCAGGGGACUGUUAUUCUUCCACCGCUGAGAACUGUCGGAAAGGACGCUUCCAGAUCGAUCUCACAGGCACGGGAUUUAGAAUAAAGGAUACCGUCCACUGGCAACAUAUUGGAAGUCCAAGUGAAAUCAAAAACACUCUCGAUAUCGAUGCGGAGCGGCGAAGUGUCUACGCCGAAUGCGGGGGGUACUGUGGGGAGUGCCGUCCCCAGGGAACUAUUGACCUAGAAAUGGAUACAUGUACCAAGGAAGGAGUUAAACCGUGUUUUCGGCCCUUCGGAAUGGACGACCGCACAAUCCCAGACUCGGACAUAAGGGGGUCAUCGCACCGCCCAGAGUACUUAGCGCACUACGGCCGUCUAAACAACAUCAAGGCUCCAGGCAUGGGCGGAGCGUGGUGUUCCGGCAUCAUUAACGAGUACCAGUACCUCCAGGUAGACCUCGGUCGCAAAAUGACCGUUUCCGGGAUAGCCACUCAGGGAGCUGGGGAUCAGCCAAGCUGGAUAACUAAGUACAUGGUACAGUACAGUGAUGAUGGCCGCGUUUUCAAGGGACAUGAGGAAUUUGGUAUUAUGAAGACGUUUACCGGAAACCGAGAUAACUUCAACGUGGCUACGAACUGGCUGAGUCAGCGUUUUCGGGGGAGGUACAUCCGGAUCGAACCCGUUGAAUGGAACAACGCGAUCUGCUUGCGACUGGAAGUGUACGGGUGUGAAAACGAUAUUUAUUCGAUGGCAGUUCGAAAUCAAGCGGAUAAGCGGUGCUGGACCCCCCUGACCUCGUCUGACCCUUGCUCCUUGGCGGACGCCACCCUCGUCGUGCUCUCUCCGCACUGCACAGGCGGAGGCGCCAUGUUCUCCUUCGCAGACGACGGCGCCAUUCACCACACGUGCAGCGGAGCCUGCAUCUACGCGGACGACAGCAAUUUUCUCGCCUUGCGAGACGGACCAUGCCACAGUUUUAGCAAGUUACCACAGGCUUCGGGAGCCAUAGCUAUUAGACAUGUUAAGACAGGACUAUGCGUCAAGAUGGAUGAGAUAGGAAAUAAGAAAAUGGUUCUUGCCUCUUGCAAAGACCAGACCUUGUUCGAGCUAUCUCAAGAAGGUUUGUCCCCUCUUCGUCCAUCAAUCAGCAUCGAAAAGAUCCACUAUCUCGCUGUGGACAAGCCAGCUUGGAUCGACUGCAAGGUGAUUGCGGACCCUCGGGCCAAGGUCUUCUGGACGAAGUCACGGCCAUGGCCGAACGAGCAGGGACAGUUAUCUCGGCUUGAGUUCCUGGAAUUCUCAAACGGUUCGCUGUACGUUAGACGAGCACGGAUGUCGUACACAGGGCAGUACUACUGUACUGCGGCUAACUCAGCUGCUUUCGAUAUCGGCAGCUUCGAAAUUAAGGUUGGAGCGCCGCCACAAUUCACCAUGACACCCCGAAACUCCAAUGCCACCCUGAACCGCACAACUCAACUGCACUGCGCAGUCGCUAGUGCCAAUCUCCGCACUGUAAUCACUUGGCACAUGCGCCCUGUGGGAAGUUCCGUGUUGACGCCUGUGGAUACCUUGGAUCCGAAGCGCUUUCUUGUGCUCGCCAAUAUGACCCUAAUGAUAAAGAAUUUAAAGAAGUCUGACGAGGCGGCUUAUGUAUGCACCGCCAACAACCCCGUGGGUACCAAGAGCAGCGAAGCAUUCCUGAAGAUCUUUGUACCACCGAGUUUCGACGUACUCCCUAAAGACCUAGAGGUUCCCCAAGGAGGUUCGCCUACACUCCAAUGUAAGGGAGUCGGGGAUCCCAGACCAACGAUCACGUGGUACAGAAAGGGCAGCAAGACUUUCCCCAAGCAUUUUAAGGUCCGGCCAAGCGGGAGUCUUUACAUUCGGGAGAUCACCAAAGAAGACCAGGGAACGUAUGUCUGCCAGGCCGACAACUCUGUUGGAACUGCCACAGCUCAGGUCAUCAUUAAAGUCUUCACCGCUUGCAGAAUCGACAACAUACCUUUCGGUUCCCACGAACCCAAACUGCAGUUUUUUCGAGUUGGCAGCGUCGUUCAAGUCCAAUGUUACCCUGGCUAUUCGACAAGCGAGGGACCUACUACUAACCUGACUUGCGGAGACGAUGGCGAGUUCAAUGAAUCCAUGCCGAAGUGCAAAGAUCUUGACGAGUGCCGCGUGUCGCCGUCCAGUGUUAACGACCACGACGUGAAAACGUACCACGACUGCCACAAACACGCCUUAUGUAUCAACACUCCCGGGGCCUAUCGGUGCGAGUGUGCUGAUGGUUACCGUGGCGACGGGAAGAGCUGUUCACCUAUUUGCAAACAGCCUAAACUUCCUUUCCAUGGUAAAAAUUGGUCUCCGAGAAAAGACGAGUACAAUUUGGGCUCAUCAGUUAGCUUAGAGUGUGAGAGGGGAUUCGCCGCUGAACCGCCCACGAUCAAGUGCUCUGGGAGUUUGUCCUGGGGCAAAACUGAGGCACAAUGCAAAGAUGUUGACGAAUGUUCUGAUGGGGUUCUCCGUGAAGGAAAGCAAGAGAGCGCAUGUCACAAGGAUGCUGCGUGCCAAAACACCGUGGGCUCAUACGCGUGUCGCUGCAAAGAAGGUUAUGAAGGAGAUGGUUACAGCAAUUGUCGCGUUGAGAAAAAAAGAUUGAUCAAGGAUUCACAAGGACAAGAGUGGAUCUUUUCGCCAAAUAUGGACAGCCUACUUACAAAGGUUAAAGGUUUUGAAGCAAAAAAUGAGACAGCGAUAGGCGUUCUUGAGAGCAUGCGCAACACAACCUCCUCCGAGGCUUCGCAGAUGACUGCUGGUGACCUCGUGUUGUCCAUUUACGCAUUGAAAGCCCUCGUGGAGGGGCAGGAAAAGCCUAGAGCGCAGAUCAGAGCUGAAUUUGAGACCGCUGUAGAUGUCUUCAGUAAUCUUCUGAAAAAAGAAAACAAAGACAAGUGGGAAGAAGUGCAGCAGAGAAGCUCUGGAGUAACAGAGGUGAUGCAACUCCUUGAUAGGUACGCGAGUGUAGUCGCUACUGAUGUUCCUGCUGGCGAGGAAAACAACACCGUGGAAAUUGUCACUGAUGAAAUUGUGGUCAAGGUUGAGUCACGUCGAGCCAAGACUCUGUAUGAUGGCCACACUUUCCCUCCCAAUGAUCAUCAGAGAGAAGAGAUUGGAGCAGAAAUGAUCGAAAUCCCGGGAGAAGUCUUCCAAGAUUAUAAAUCAGGGAUGCAAGCCGUUCACCUUAUUAAUGUGAUCUAUUCAAACUUGGGAGAAUUUCUUCCUAAAAGAGCAGAUAGGGCGAAAAGGUUUGACGUUGAUGGCAAAGUUGUAUCCAGCACACUUCGACCCAUGCCUAAUCUCCACCAAGGGAAACUGGCUACACCUAUCAGAAUAAGGCUUAGUGUAGGUCAAAAGAGAUCCGAAAAGAAGUUCGCCGUCCGAUGCGUCUUUUGGGAUUUCACUAAAGAUAAGUCUCUCGGCGGCAGUUGGUCGUCAGAGGGAUGUCGCCUCUUGUCCAGCUCCUCCAACGCCACCGUGUGUGAAUGUGAUCACAUGACGAGUUUCUCAGCUAUUGCUGUCUACGAUAAGGAGUUCGUGUUCUCGUUGGUUGUUUAUAUCGGCUGUGGGAUCCUUCUGUUUGCGGUUCUUAUUCUGAUACUACGCCAUUUGUACAUCCACUGCAAACGAAAGGCAGAACGCUCUAUUAUUCACAUCAAUCUCUCCUUCGCCAUAGCAGCGGGAAUAGCGUUGUUUCUCGGUGCUCUUAAGCUCACUAAAAUUAAGAUCGCGUGUACUGUAGUGGCGGCUCUGUUGCAGUACUUCUUCAUUGCCGUUAUUUGCUGGAUGGUCGUCGAGGGCUUUCAGUUGUACAUGGUUUUAGGGUCCGGCAAGAAUCGGAACCCUGCUAGACGCAAGUGGUUCUACCUUAUUGGAUGGGGGGUUCCGUUUCUGGUUGUUGGUAUUUCUCUUGGAGUCUUUCAGUUAAAAGGAUACGGUAACGCCGAGUGGUGUUGGUUGGACUACUCCGACGUGCUCAUGUGGGCGCAUGCUGGACCGGCAGCAGCUUUCUGUCUGGUCUUGCUCGUGUUAGUUAUUAUGAUUGCCGUGGCCAAGGAACGAAUCGUUGACUCGUCAGACAAAAAUAGAGUCAGUGUCUUAUUGGUAUUCAUGGUUCUACUAAUUGUGAUGAUCCCGGGCACAUGGGUAGCAGCGGCAAUCUACGUCAAGCAUUUCCAAGACAACGUCAUAUGGGAAUACGUGUUUGCGGGCUCAUGUGCUCUACAGGGAAUUCUUGUUCUUUUGUUUGGUCUUCUUGAUCGAGAGAUCAAGAACUUCUCUUAUCUGUAUUCCAUCAAAAAGAUUCAAAAGAAAGAACACAAGCAGAAAAGGAAUUAUUACAGUACCACAGACACAGUUCAGUACUACGGUGGUGCCAAUGCUCCAGAUGGCAAGAAUUACACUGUUACACGCCCAUCAGCCAAGUCAGAGUCCAACACAGACCUUAAGGGGUCCUCGAAAAGGCUGUCGCGCAUAGCGUCACAACAAGCCAUGGAUGAGCCUGACGAUUACCCUUCCCCCGUAAUGGACACCCCGGUCACCAUAGAUAACUCACUCAGAAGAAAAAUAGAAAAUCAGCCCCUGCCGUACACUCCAAGCUACCCAAACAGCGAGGUAAUCCAGCUGCAAACCUUCCCGGUACGCAAGACAAACUCCGAGGCUCGCGAUUGGAGACCUGACGGAGCCGAAGAGCCUGAUCGAUCAGUCUACGGGGAUCAUCGGAGCACAAGCAGUGCGCGUUCGGUCAGCAUGCCUCGUAGUAUCGAUAUGUUCUCGGGAAAUGCAAAGUUGCAACAGAUUCCCGAACGCGCACCACUACUACACCAACACCAUGAGAUGACCGCUGAACGCCCGCAACGACGGGAAUUCAAACCUGUGUCGCCAAAGGAAGAUGAGAGCCAAGAGCCCCACGAAGACGAGAGAUCCCCGCUGGAUCCGUCCCGAAGAAGGACCAAUAGCUCUAGCCAAGGGCCCCACGAAGACGAGAGGUUUCCGAUUGACCCAUCCCGAAAAAGGACGAAUCGCUCAAAGCAGCGACUAGAAGAACGCUUUGGUAAAAUGGACAGAGGCUCGAUAUCUGAGCGAAAACGCAAGCUCCGCUACUCUUCUGGGUAUAUUAUAGGUGCAACUAUAGAUACAGAUGCGGAAACUGUAGAAAAAGAACAUGCUAGUCUUUAGAUAAGAAUGUUACUGAAAGUCUUCAUAGUCCAGCGUCAUCCGAUCACAUAUCAGUUACGGUUACGUAUAUAUCUCGUCUGUUGCGCUAAGUUGAUCGACCGAACUACGUGAAACACCUCAACUACAGUUUCACUGCAUUCGAAGAUCCAGCGUACUAUGCGAGCGUUCCCAAAGGUCACAUUUUCGUGGCCAAGUAAAAAAACGCUGGAUCCUCGAGCAUGCUUCAGGGUGUGAACAGAAAUUUAUUAUACAUGUAGACUACGCUGUUCCUAGAUGAUAUAGCAUUAUUAGCUGUUGCAAAGGAGUAUUUUCAUAGAAGAAAUAGAAGUAAUUUUAUUAGAAUUAUUACUAAUAUUGUUAUUUAAGAAAUCCAUUUGAUGACAUUUUCCCGUGUAAAAGCAUUCUCGAAGUCCCAUGUCAUUUGCCAAGCAAGUAGUUCCCGUUUCAUAUUUCCUUAUUGUGUCUUGUUUUCUUUUUUUUCUUUUUUGUUUUGUUUUUGUUUUUUAAUAGAAGUAAUGUUAAUAUUAUAGUUAUUGUCCCGUGAAAAACAUCCUCGUCACAUCAAGGUCGAUUUUGAAUAAGCUACAUUUCAAAAUGUCUAGAUUUACUAUGUAAACUUAAGUUUAAAAAGUUAUUGGGUUCAGCGUC
Nematostella vectensis (starlet sea anemone) is the source of this 7145-nucleotide messenger RNA. RefSeq lists its product as uncharacterized. NCBI's taxonomy places the organism in Eukaryota, Metazoa, Cnidaria, Anthozoa, Actiniaria, Edwardsiidae. The record is from RefSeq and is a predicted model, not a curated record. The transcript has 36 exons. Gene Ontology annotation, cellular component: membrane. The coding region runs from base 669 to 6497 and encodes 1942 amino acids. Gene Ontology annotation, biological process: adenylate cyclase-activating G protein-coupled receptor signaling pathway; cell surface receptor signaling pathway. Gene Ontology annotation, molecular function: calcium ion binding; zinc ion binding; protein binding.